This is a messenger RNA of Formica exsecta, 513 nucleotides long. Its product is annotated as WAP four-disulfide core domain protein 2. Gene Ontology annotation, cellular component: extracellular region. The annotation marks the transcript as partial. The record is from RefSeq and is a predicted model, not a curated record. NCBI's taxonomy places the organism in Eukaryota, Metazoa, Arthropoda, Insecta, Hymenoptera, Formicidae. The transcript has 2 exons. Gene Ontology annotation, molecular function: peptidase inhibitor activity.
AUUGUGGAAAUAUUCUCGUUAUUGUAUACUAUAUUAAGUUGCAAUCGUUCUGUAGAUAAAAGCGGCAACUGUCCACUGAGAAAUACCGUGACCAGCUGCACCCCCAGAUGCGUGGGUGACGAACAAUGUCCCUUCAAUCAAAAAUGUUGUCCGAAUAAAUGCAGUUCCACGUCGUGCGCUCAAUCGAGUGCCAUAAACACUGGUAAUGAUGGCGGUUACAAGGGUUCGAGCAAUCAAGCCGUUUACUGUAAUGGAGUGAAAUGCGCCGCGUAUGAAAAAUGCCAAUACGACCGCAACGCCAGGCGAGAGAAAUGCACGCGCACUUAACAUACGAACACACACACAUAAAAAUAAAUAUGAUGUAUGGUAUAUCUUAUGAAUAUCUAAAUUAUGGUCUAUCACUUUCUCUCUUUAUAUCUUAAUUCGAUUUUAAUUCGUGAUCAAAUUUCUUGACAAUUUUCACUAAAAAACGGUUUUCUGAAGUUAAACUACAUGCUAAAUCAGAAAAAAAAA